UAACUUCUUCUAGUUUACAGUUGAGUGGUUUUUGGAUGAAAAGUUUCAUCUGCAUUUAAAGAAUCUUGGUGGGUCAUCUUCUUGUACGCAGGAAAAGUUUCAUCUGCAUUUAAUUUCUCCAUCUCAUUCACAAAAUACUGUAUCAUUGAAAAUGAAUAUAUGGAGGACGACAAGCUCAAUAAAUAGUACACAAAACCUCUAACUGAACUGAACUGGCAUAAUAUAGCACACCCAUAGUGUACAGAGCGAGUCAGAGAGUUUCAGAGAAAGGGAAUUGCAGCAGCAGCAGCAUCAUCAUCAGAAUGUCUAGGUUGCUGAUAUUCAUUCUCAUCAUCAGUUUCCUCUUCAAUAAUCUCUCAGAGGCUAAAAAUGAGAAGAAACUUCCAUCUGCAGUUGUAGUGGGCACUGUUUACUGUGAUACUUGUUUCCAGCAAGACUUCUCUAAAAGCAGCUACUUCAUAUCAGAAGCUUCGGUUGCCGUUCAAUGUGGAGACGGAAGUGCAAAACCCAGUUUUAGCAAGGAAGUGAAGACUAAUAAACAUGGAGAGUUCAGAGUUCAUCUACCUUUCACUGUCAGCAAACAUGUCAAAAGAAUCAAGAAAUGCUCAGUGAAGUUAAUUAGCAGCAGUGAGUCUUUCUGUUCAGUGGCCUCCAGAGCUACUUCCUCAUCACUCCAUCUGAAGUCAAGGAAACAAGGAGUUCACAUUUUCUCAGCUGGGUUUUUCACCUUCAAGCCCUUGAAAGAGCCAGAGUUGUGUAAUCAGAGACCAAGCCUUGAAGCCUCAAAGCACCAACUCAUUCCCAAUCCUGUAACUCAGGAUCCAACCAUACCAAAUGUACCCUCUUUCACACCCACAACUCCAUAUUUAUCUCCUCCUAUACUACCCAAUCUUCCACCAUUGCCAUCAUUACCACCUCUCCCUCCCCUGCCACCAUUGCCAGGACUACCAACGUUACCACCACCUGUGCCCAAUGCUAAAAUGCUUUCAGACCAAACUGUAUCUAAGCAUCAAACCGCAAGCAGCUUAGCAUUCCUCUUUCCCCCUUUAGUUCCACCGUUAUUCCCAACGCCACCUCCAUUCGGGAUUCCAAAUCCAUUUCAACCUCCAGCACUUCUGCCCCCACUUCCGUUUCAGCCACCACCACCACCAUUUUUCAACCUUCCACCAGUUCCAGGGCUAUCUCCACCCCCAUCACCACCACCUUUUUUCAAUUUUCCACCAGUUCCAGGGCUAUCUCCACCACCAUCAUCACCACCACCAUUGUUCAGUUUUCCACCAAUUCCAGGCCUAUCUCCACCUCCAUCACCACCACCACCACCACCACCAAUACUACCCUUUCCUUUACCUCCAUUGUUCCCACCUCCAGGGGGAUUCCCAGGCAUUCCUCCAGCUCAUCCACGUUCAAAGGAAACCUCUCCUUGAGGCUUUCAAGUGAAAUGCAAUCAGCAUUGAUGAUUUGAUGUAUUAUUGUUAAAUAACUCACACUUAUGUUUAGCUGCUGCUCUCUCUCUCUCUCUCUCUUUUUUCAUGUUUUGGGAUUACUGUAAUAUCACCUUAUCAGUGAAAGAUAAGCAUAUAUUUAUAGCACCAAGAUUGGCAUGUAGAUUAAUUAAGCCUUCUAAUAAGGCUUUUCAGUUCAUGAACAUCGUUAGUUUAUUUCA
Messenger RNA from Macadamia integrifolia, 1663 nucleotides. RefSeq names its product leucine-rich repeat extensin-like protein 3. The transcript is spliced from 2 exons. The record is from RefSeq and is a predicted model, not a curated record. The coding region runs from base 303 to 1424 and encodes 373 amino acids. Lineage: Eukaryota; Viridiplantae; Streptophyta; Magnoliopsida; Proteales; Proteaceae.